Molecule: messenger RNA, 3707 nt
Organism: Argiope bruennichi
Lineage: Eukaryota; Metazoa; Arthropoda; Arachnida; Araneae; Araneidae
Product: nose resistant to fluoxetine protein 6-like
Exons: 15
Coding region: 1312-3609 (765 amino acids)
Molecular function (GO): acyltransferase activity, transferring groups other than amino-acyl groups
Source: RefSeq, a predicted model, not a curated record
UAUUUGAAAUUAUACAUUGACGUGUGAAUGUCAUAUUAGUUCUGAUGACAGAAUCUUUGAAUUAAUUAGAAUCCAUAUCUGUUUGGCUCUUUUGAACUUCGAGUACCAAGUAUUUUUAAAUCGUGCUUUUCUUUUUAUAUUAGAAGAGGUACACGUUUGGACGAGCUGUCAUCCUGUUAACAAUACCUUAGAUUUGAUCGUCCCUGAUGAACUAACGAAAGUUGUUGUAGAAAAUCUCAUGCACAUUGGCAGAGUUUUUCAAAAAUAAAGUAAAAAAUAUAUAAUUUGUUACGUGAUUUAGAUAUAAAAAAAGUACAGUAACAUUAACUUUAAACAAUAAAGGUCCUGAAUUCUACUAAUUAAAAAAAUUCACGAAUACUUAAAUCAAAAUUAAUCAUAAAAAUGGGAUCGAAACAAAUAGCAAAGAGGAAAAAAUGGAGGAGAUAUUAUAUAAAUUAAAAAUAUUCUUUAGUGCCCAUAAGGUUUAAAUUCUCAGCGACUCUGUUUUCAGUACUCAUAUUUAAAAAAAAUGCUUCGUUUCAGUAAAAAAAUAUUAUUAUAUUAAUUGCAGUUUAAUCCGUUCCACUUUAAUUUAAAGCAUAAAUUCUACCGAAGCUAACAGAAAAUUAGAGAGACACAUGUUACUUACGGCUGAAGGCCUUUAUAAUAAUAUGAGUGACUUAAAUGAAUAUAAAAAUUAAAGUUUUAAAAUAUUUUAAUGAAGAAGCAAUUAAAAUGGGAAUUCCAUAGAAUAAUUAAUUAUUAAAAUUUUAGCGUGCAUUAAGAUUGGCGAGCCAGCUGGUCGCCAAAGGCGGUAGUAUAAAAUAAGAUAAAAAGGAGUAUUUAGAAGUACUAAAAAGGAUAAAUGUUUAGGGGAAGUUAGAAAUUCAAUUAAGUAAACAGAAAAUAAAAGGCAAAUUCAAGGUUAUAUCCUCGACUACUGGAUGGAAUUACAUAGCUUGAGUCAUCUCAGUUGAUUUCAGCCAGUGGUGCAAUUUAAAUGUGAAUAAAAUCUGCGUGCGUGUUAUUGAAAAAGAAAAAAAAGAGAAGAACAUCGCCAGUAAAACUCAUUUUUUUCUUUGUUAUUUUUAUUCCAAUUGUUAUCUUUUUUAUGAUACGAAUACGUGAAACAACAAAAGGAAAUUCUGUUUCAAGAUUAUAUUUCAAGCAAUCACAUGCUUAAUAUCUUGGGGCGUUAGUCGCUUUGAUAGCAACUCCAGUUUUUCUAUCUUUUAAUGCGAUAUCUUAUCGUUGCUUUAUAAAUUCUCAUUAUUUAUUAAAUUACAAAAACAUAACUCAUUUCUUUUGUUUAUGGUGUUGAGAAAAGAAAAAGUGUUCCGAUUGAAAAUUCGGACGUUUUGGAAGAUGAAGUUCGUUAUUUAUGAAAUAUUUACUUUCCUUGUUCUUAAUAUUCAUAGUUCGCUUGCUGACAGUUACCAAAAUCGAAGAAAUCAAGAUUUAUUUCAUAAUUAUGAUUUACUAAAAUUAAUUAAGAAAUCUGCAGAACAUGUCCAUAUAUCUCAAAGUUUGAAAUCAAUUUCUGUGGAGGAUAAGGAUUUCCUAAAAGAAUUCGAAAAGUCUCUUUCGGAAUCCUUUAAACCAGAAUUCUUGUCGGAUUCGUUUUCUGAUGUUACCUCAAAUAAGUGCACUGAAGAUUUGAAAUAUCUGUAUGAAAACAUUCGGUCUCCUGGAGACUGGGCACUUAAAAUGCUGGAUUCUUAUGGCAAACCGGAGAGUGGUAUUUUAGCAGGGAACAUAAAAUGGCUUGGGACAUAUGACGAAUGUGUUGGUAUUCAAUCUGUGCCCCAGAAAAAUGCAAGCGUGGGAAAUUUCCGUGGGAAGUACUGCACUCUCCAAGUUCCUUUAAAUUUAGGAAAUGUGUCUAUUCCUAUAUCUACAGCUGUGUGUUUACCCGAUUCUUGCAAUCCGAAUGGAACUGUCUCUAGCAUAUUACAAAAUUAUAAAAGUAAUGACUCAUUUUCGAUUUUUGAAGAAAGAUUGGAGUCAAUAUUGAGUAACGCAACAUUGACCUGCAAAGUUCCGCCGAAGAAAUUAACUACAGGAGCCAUUGCUGUCAUAUGUCUUCUCUCCGUAUUUGCUCUUCUGGCUUUGAUAGGAAGUUCCAUAACUGCAUUGGAAUAUUAUUUGAAGGCUAAGCUUUCUAAGACAUGUGAGCGUGAUUCCAGUGAUCUUGGCAAGAUGGUUAAUUCUUCUGAUGUCGAAAAUGUAUCUCAAGGGGAGACUGACGAUGUUACGCUUGUUGGUACAGAGGAGAAAAGAGUAUUGCCUGCUGGUAUAGAGAAAAGCAAGCCAUUUUUCAACUGUUUUUGUAUUUUCACCAAUGGCCAAAAAAUACUAAAUACCGCUAGUGCUGAAGGGCAGUUACCUUCCCUCCACGGCAUUCGUUUUCUGAGUAUGACCUGGGUCAUUCUCGGCCACACGUAUGCGUCUAUGUCUUCCAUUGUAAAUGAUAGUGCUGAUGCCAUCGGUUUAAUUGAUCGAUGGACAUUUCAAGUAAUUCUCAAUGGCUUCUUUUCUGUAGAUUCCUUUUUUGUUCUCAGUGGAUUCUUAACUGGGUAUUUAUACUUUCAACAAGCAAAGAAAACCGAUGGAAAAAUUCCAUGGCUUUAUUUUUACAUCCAUCGAUAUAUAAGGCUUACGCCAGUAUAUAUGAUAGUUCUAGCGUUUUAUACAACUCUUAGUCCAUUUUUGGGUUCUGGUCCCCUUUGGCCUGACUAUGAUGUCGUUGUGGAAUGCAAAAAUAACUGGUGGUGGAAUAUUCUUUACAUCAACAAUUUCCAGUCCGACAAUUUGUAUUGCAUGGGAUGGUCUUGGUACCUAGCUAAUGACAUGCAAUUUUAUGUAAUCAGUCCAUUGUUCCUGAUCAGUUUGUGGAGGUGGCCAAAAAUCGGAUAUUCAUUGCUAGGACUGUUCUUUUCGAUUACAUUUGCAUGCAAUUUUGUUCUCACUUACGAAUAUGACAUAAUCGCAGGGUUCGGGAAUAUUAAUCUGUUAUCCAAGGAUGCUGCGAAUGUUAUAAACAGAAUCAACGGUGCCUUUGAUAAGAUUUAUUACAAGCCUUAUACAAGAAUAGGACCUUACUUAGUGGGACUGUUUUUGGCAUAUUAUAUAUGCAAAAGGAAAUGGAACAAGUCACCUAGCCUUAAUUGGGUAACUUUAGCAGUGGGUUGGAUCGUUGCAUCUGGCAUAACAUUGACUUGCCAGUUUGGUCUGUAUCAUUUAGAUCUCACCACAUUGGAAGCAUGUUUCUACAAUGCUCUCAGUCGAACCGGUUUUGCAUUAGGAUUAGGUUGGGUCAUUUUUGUGUGUGUCAUUGGACAAGGAGGAGUUGUGAACAGUAUUCUAUCAUGGAAGGCUUUGAUACCACUGAGCCGUUUAACUUACUGCGCUUAUCUUGUUCAUUUGAUUGUUGUGUUAACAUAUUUUACAUCAGUCAGGACCUUAACUAACUUUAGCCAUAUUAAUGCUGUCUUGCUAUAUCUAGGUAUGCUUGUUAUAACUUAUGGCGCUGCCGUGGCAACAUCUUUGUUGUUUGAAUCGCCGGUGAUAAGAUUGGAAAGACUUAUCAGAAAUAAACUAGCGUCGUGACGAAGUAUCAAAUAUUAGGAUGUGAAAUUGUGUAAAUGAAACAAUGUAGUGAAAUAUAUUGCCUCCAAGAAUAAAUAUCAUAUCUUUAUUUUACUGUA